Molecule: messenger RNA, 571 nt
Organism: Phytophthora sojae
Lineage: Eukaryota; Oomycota; Peronosporomycetes; Peronosporales; Peronosporaceae
Exons: 1
Coding region: 42-425 (127 amino acids)
Source: RefSeq, a predicted model, not a curated record
CCCAGCUCCGCUAGAUCUCCCCUCAAGUUACCUCUAUCCUCAUGUCGGACUCGCCCUGGAACGCCGCCCCCGUGCCUGGCCAGGAGGCCCCGCGCGCCCCCAAGCCCGCUGCGCACGCGCCGGCCGCCAAGCAGGAGGAGCACGUGGUGUGGAACGCCGCGCCCAAGCCGAACGCCACCACGACCGAGAAGAUCAAGGACAAGACGCGCCACGCCGUAGAGGACGUCAAGGACGUGGCCGCCAAGGUGACGAGCACCGUCGAGGGCUACAAGAACGACAGCGUGGCCAAGGUGAAGAAGAUCAAGGAGGAGCGGAAGGUGGCCAAGGAGGAGAAGAAGGCCGAGAAGAAGGCGGAGAAGAAGAAGGAGAAGAAGGCGGAGGAGUCCGCCGGCGCCUGCGGCCUCUGCGGCUGCACCGUCAUGUAAGAAGGCCCGACGAGAAUCGUUCUCAGUUUUUUUACAGGAGUGUAGCUGAGGUAGUAGUAGCCGUAGAACCUCCCUUCCUCAGCUGCGCUCAAACGCCCCCGUCGACGUCCGUUGCUUUAAACAACAUGCCGUGGUUGCGCAGUGUC